Gossypium raimondii (Peruvian cotton) is the source of this 618-nucleotide messenger RNA. RefSeq lists its product as uncharacterized. The transcript has a single exon. The coding region runs from base 1 to 618 and encodes 205 amino acids. NCBI's taxonomy places the organism in Eukaryota, Viridiplantae, Streptophyta, Magnoliopsida, Malvales, Malvaceae. The record is from RefSeq and is a predicted model, not a curated record.
AUGAUGUUGAACAGGAAAUUGUAUACUGGAAGUCGAGAAUUUGAAGAAACUGAAUCUGCUACACCUAGUGUGAAUCCGUUAGAUAUUCAACCUCCUAACGUAGGAAGAGAAAGAGAUGACUCACAACUUUUAAGAACUAUAGCCGAUGCAUUACUGUGUGUAGCAGGAACUGUACCUGCUACUACAUCAGUACCAACUGUCAGACGGGCCCCGAUUAAAGAGCUACGGAAAUAUGGUGCCACGGAGUUUUUGGGAUUAAGAAGAAUUAAUCCGUCCGAUGCUGAAAAUUGGAUGCCAUCAACAAAAAGAGUUUUGCAACAAUUAGAUUGCACUCCCCGAGAGAAUCUGAUAUGUGUUGUAUCACUGUUACUAAGAGAAGUGUAUCUCUGGUGGGAAUCUGUGGUUAGGCAUUUGCCGGAUGAUCAGGUAACCUGUGACUUGUUUCAAAAAGAAUUUCAGAAUAAGUAUAUUGGGGAAAUGUACAUUGAAGAGAAAAAGAAAGAGAUUUUAGUGUUGAAACAUGGUAAUAUGUCAGUACUGGAUUAUGAGCGAGAGUUCUCUAGACUGAGCAAGUAUGCUUCAGAAUAUGUUCCAACCGAAGCUGAUAGUUGUAAAUGA